GAGCUGGAUUUUGAAGCUAAGACAAGCUAUACUCUGAGGAUAGAAGCAGCCAAUUUGCAUGUCGACCCUCGCUUCCUGAGUCUGGGACCUUUCAGUGACAUGACAACAGUGAAGAUAAUCGUAGAAGAUGUCGAUGAGCCACCAGUGUUUACAUCACGUUUGUACUCCAUGGUGGUGUCUGAAGCAGCAAAGGUUGGCACUAUCAUUGGAACCGUAGCGGCCCAUGAUCCGGAUGCCUCAAAUAGUCCUGUCAGGUACUCAAUAGAUCGAAACACAGACCUAGAGAGGUAUUUCAAUAUUGAUGCCAACAGUGGAGUCAUUACAACUGCCAAAUCUUUGGACAGGGAAACUAAUGCUGUUCAUAAUAUCACAGUUUUGGCUAUGGAGAGUCAGAAUCCAGCACAGAUUGGGAGAGGCUAUGUAGCCAUCACUAUCCUUGACAUCAAUGACAAUGCCCCUGAGUUUGCUAUGGAGUAUGAGACAACUGUCUGUGAAAAUGCUCAACCUGGUCAGGUCAUACAGAAAAUCAGUGCAAUUGAUAAAGAUGACCCACCAAAUGGCCAUCAGUUCUACUUCAGUUUAACAGCAGAGGCAGCAAAUAACCACAAUUUUACACUUCAGGACAACAAAGAUAACACUGCAACAGUAUUAACCAGAAGAAACGGGUUCCGAAGACAGGAACAGUCUGUUUUCUACUUGCCAAUAUUCAUUGUGGAUAGUGGAUCACCUUCACUUAGUAGCACUAAUACCCUCACCAUCAGAGUCUGUGAUUGUGAUGCAGAUGGUAUUGCUCAGACAUGCAAUGCAGAAGCAUAUAUCUUGCCUGCAGGACUUAGCACUGGAGCCCUGAUAGCGAUCUUGGCUUGUGUCUUGACACUGCUAGUUCUUGUCUUGCUGAUUGUCACCAUGAGGCGACGGAAAAAAGAGCCCCUCAUUUUUGAUGAAGAGAGAGAUAUCAGAGAGAACAUUGUCAGGUAUGAUGAUGAGGGUGGUGGAGAAGAAGACACUGAGGCUUUUGACAUGGCUGCCUUGAGAAACCUCAACGUUAUCCGAGACACUAAGGCCAGAAGGGAUGUGACACCUGAGAUCCAGUUCUUGAGCAGACCGACUUUUAAAAGCAUCCCAGAUAAUGUAAUUUUUAGGGAGUUUAUCUGGGAAAGACUAAAAGAAGCUGACGUGGACCCCUGCGCGCCGCCCUAUGACUCUCUGCAGACAUACGCAUUUGAGGGGAACGGCUCGGUGGCAGAGUCACUCAGUUCUUUGGAUUCCAUCAGCUCAAACUCUGACCAGAACUACGAUUACCUCAGUGACUGGGGCCCUCGCUUUAAAAGGCUCGCGGAUAUGUAUGGGACUGGACCAGACUGCUUAUACUCAUAGCCUUGGAACCUUUAUCUGAAAAUGCACUGAAGAAUACUAAAACAGAAAACUCAACCUUACAGAC
Molecule: messenger RNA, 1441 nt
Organism: Tauraco erythrolophus (red-crested turaco)
Lineage: Eukaryota; Metazoa; Chordata; Aves; Musophagiformes; Musophagidae
Source: RefSeq, a predicted model, not a curated record